Messenger RNA from Argiope bruennichi, 1850 nucleotides. RefSeq names its product PRA1 family protein 3-like. Lineage: Eukaryota; Metazoa; Arthropoda; Arachnida; Araneae; Araneidae. The record is from RefSeq and is a predicted model, not a curated record. The transcript is spliced from 4 exons. Gene Ontology annotation, cellular component: membrane. The coding region runs from base 119 to 658 and encodes 179 amino acids.
ACUUCACGUCAUUCACACCCAUCCAUUAUUUAGCUUUUCCAUUUAAAUUUUUAUUUUGCUGUCAUCAGCUGCCGAAUCAUAAAUAUAUUGUAAUUUUAUUAUUAAAUAAAGGUGUACUAUGAGUACCGGCGUAGAAAUUGCACCAUUGCGAAGUCUGUCUGACUUUUUAUUAGAGUCAGCAAGAUUUCAGGUUCCAAAUGUUAAAGAUUUGGAUAAAUGGUCUAAUCGUGUCAGCAACAAUUUGCUUUAUUAUCAAACAAAUUACUUCUUUAUGUCUGUAGUUAUUUUUUUGAUAGUCGGAUUGUUUCAUCCAACAAAGAUGAUAUGUGGUAUUCUUGCUGUGGGAGCUGUUUUUGGCCUGUUUUGCUAUGUGACUAAUUCUAAAAGAUCUGCUACCAAAUUUAAACGAGAUCACCCUGUUAUAAGCCUUCUAGUCAUUUUCUCAGGUGGAUAUUUUGUAGUCUACAUGUUGGGAUCAGUUUUGGUUUUUCUCUUUGGUAUCAUGUUACCAGUUGCUAUUAUCUUCAUUCAUGCAUCUUUAAGACUUCGCAAUAUCCGAAAUAAGCUGACAAAUAAGAUUGAGACAAUUGGACUAAAGAAAACUCCUAUGGGAUUAUUUCUUGAAGCUCUUGGCCAAGAAUCUUGUUUGACAUCUUAAAUGUGUCCAACUUCAUUGUAAAUUUUCAAUGGGUGUGAUUUACCAAUUCUCUAAAAUCAAAUGUUAUAAAUAAAACUUGUAAUAUGUAAUGCUUUUCAAUUGUACUCAACUUUCUUUCUUUGUGCACUAGAGAAUUAGAUGAGUUGUAUUUUUAUAGCAUUGCAAAGGCAAGAAUUAAAAAUUAUUCUAAUAUGUAUCUAUGACUUUUUGUUAUCAUGCUGCUUGAUGUUUAACAGGAAUGUUUUGAUCUGAAUUUACUUGUGUUUGCCUGUAGAUUCUAGCUUUUAUCCGCUUUUGUAAAAGAAACCUAAGUGUGGUUUUAAUUAUAAAAAUAUAAAGUAACAAAUUUGCAGCAUUUUGAAAUUUGACUUUCUUUAAAAAAGAGUCUUUCUUAGACACGAAAGCUUUUACUAGUAAAAAUAUGAAUUCAUUUAAUUAAUUUUUAUUUUUUUUAAAGCGUGGCAGAAUUAUUAGAAGCAAAUAUUUAUUUAAACAAAAUUGUUCUGCUGAUUAAGCUGUUCUAAGAAUUGUUGUGAUCUUGUAAGUGAAUAUUCCAUUAUAAAUUAAUUAUUUUUUUUUUACAUUUUUUUUAUUCAUAUGAGUUAAAUUUAUUAAAUAUGAGUUAAAUUUAUUAAGUUUUUCCUAUUUUUGAAAUAGCUGUAAUCUCUCGCAUCUUAUAUCUGACCAUCAAGAGUUCAUGCUUACCCGGGAAGUUUCCAUAUAUAAAUUCUAGCCAUGAUGACAGCUUUCAGCUUAGCAUUUGCUUGCAGCUUAAUGUCUUCAAAAAAAAAAAAAUUUUUUUUUGGUCAGAAAAAAAAAAUAUUAAAAUUUUUUUUAUUAAAGAUAGCAUGAAUUUGAAUAUCUGAUUUUUAAUAGAGUUACUAUAAAUUUAAAAUAAAUAUUGUGUGAAAUAAGAAAUUUUUGAAUUUUUAUUUGUUCUUACCUAGUUUUACCAAAGUAUGAAUUAAUUUUUUAUUGAUAGUUUGAAAAGUUUCCUUACAAAUAUUUUAAAAAUCAAAAAUAUAUCUAAUAUAUAUCCUAUAUUUUUAUAUUUGGAAUCUUUCAUAUGUAUAUAUGUUAAUUUUUUAAUGGAUUAUUUAAAAUCCCUGUUUAAAUGCGAAGGUUCUUGAUAUUUUUAAAAAUUAAGCUUGCAUUUAGCUUUAUUGUUUAGUUUGUAAUAAAAUCUCUAUCA